CAUGUCCGCGUCUAUCUAAAUUGCACAGAGACUAUUUGGUACGUUGGCUCGUCGCAAACCGAACAACAUAAGAGGGUCUGCAUUGAGCCUACUCGGGUGGUUCUGAAGGUUCAGUACACAACACAGCGUGAUAAUAAGUGUUCGAAAUGGGUUACUUGGAGGACAUACCAAAUGAGACCUCGAUCUCUCCGUCUUGUCAUGCCAAAUCGUCACUGGACCGCGCGGCACAGCAAGUGCACUCCGAACUAGUUACUGCUUUCUGGAAAGAACAGUUCAUCGGCUUGGACACGCUGCCAUUUCCCCAGCUGCCUCACCCGGGAUAUCAUGCCCGAGCAGAUAAAGUUCACGACCAUUUAUGCGAAGACAUAGUUCUUCCUACAGAUGAUACAACGCGCUCUGUUAUAAUCAGAGCAGCAUGGGCAACGCUGCUUUCUUGGCACAGUGGAUCGCCUGACACCACGUUCGGCGCCGAGAUAGGGAGCUGUGAUGCCACGAGGUCAACGUCUGCUGUUGUUCCUGUGCGGAUUACGGUUGAUGAGCACACGACGGCUGAGCGGCUCUUCGAGCGGGUCCAAGACCAAGCUUCAUUGAUGCUUCCAUUCACAGAUAUAAGCUUGCGACAAAUAGAGAGUGUGAGCGAAGAGGCACGGAGAGCCUGUCAAUUUCAAACGCUUCUUGUCGACCAAUAUAGUGGCGUAUGGGCCAGGAGGACGGAAUCCUCCAGUCCAUACGCCAUCAUUCUUACCUACCGAGUUGAAGACGGUGCACUGUGUCUAUGUUUUAGAUAUGACCAUAACCUGCUGGAUGAGCAAGAAGUUGAACGGCUUGCACAUCAGUUCGCGCUCAUUCUGCGGCAACUUUCCACCGAAGAUGCAACCAAGACGAAGUUGGGCGAUCUUGACGCUGCAAGCGACCUCGACUUGACCACGAUAUGGAAAUGGAACGCGGAGCUCCCCGAAUCCGUGGAUAUGCUCGUCCAUCAUGUCUUUGCUGAAAAAGUCCGCGAAAAGCCGGCUGCACCAGCUGUGUGUGCCUGGGAUGGCGAUUUAACAUAUGGAAAGCUAGACAAGUUAUCCACGAAGCUGUCAAACUUGCUCAUCAACGAGGGUGGCCUCCGACCGGGGAUGAUUGUGCCACUUUGUUUCGAAAAGUCCAUGUGGUUGUUAGUGGCAGUCUUGGGUGUAAUGAAGGCCGGGGGUGCGUCAGUUCUUCUGGAUGUUACUCUGCCGACCGAGCGCCUACGCAACAUCGUGCAACAGUUGCAAUGCAGUCUCAUACUAUGCUCUACAACGAAGGAAGAUCUUUCAACCGAUCUUGUCAACGGAAAGGUCUUCACUGUCAGCAAGGCGUCGGUUGACACCCAUCAGCAACUCUCAUGGCCGCCUUCUCAGCCACGUCCUCUCAUGGAUGCGGAAUCUCCAUUAUACGUUGUCUUCACGUCAGGCAGCACGGGUACUCCUAAGGGGGCUAUUGUGACGCACAAAAACUUUUGCAGUGCAAUCAAGUACCAGCAGGCGGCCCUCGGCUACACGCCCCGGUCUCGUGUUUUUGAUCUCACAUCAUAUGCCUUUGAUGUGACUUGGAGUAAUAUGCUCCAUGCUCUGGCAGCCGGCGCAUGUGUCUGCGUUCCCUCGGAAGAGGGUCGAUCUACCGCGGAUGAUAUAGCGAAAUCGAUAAUCGACUUGCGCGCCAAUCUGCUGCCCAUCACACCAACAGUUGCGCGAAUGAUAGACCCCAAGGAGCUACCAAGUAUUGAAACGGUUUUAUUUACCGGAGAGGUACUGGCGAGGUCUGAUGUCACUCGAUGGAAAUCUAACAAUGUCAAAAUCUGCAAUGCGUACGGGCCAGCGGAGUGUACAGUCACCAGCACGGCGGGAGAUGUUGAUAUCGAGUCAGAAAGAUUAGAUCCACCUAGUAUUGGCACCGCUGUCGGUGCUGCAGCUUGGAUUGUUCGACCUAAUACCAAUUGCUUGGCGGCUAUUGGGACUCUCGGGGAGUUGUGGCUUGAAGGCCCAAUCGUCGGCGGGGGUUACCUAGCCAAGCCGGAUAAGACCAAUGAGGUCUUCGUGGAAGAUCCGGAAUGGCUCUUGCGGGGCGUCCCAUCAAAGGGAAUACCAGGCCGGCGAGGGCGACUAUAUAGGACUGGCGACAUGGUUAGGUACGAUGCCGCUGGUACACUCUUCUUCGCGGGUCGAAAGGACAACCAGGUCAAGAUACGGGGCCAGAGAGUGGAGCUCGGCGAGAUUGAGCACCAUGUUCGCGAUGUACUACCUAACCAGGUAGAACAAGUGGUCGUCGAAGUCAUUACACUAGACUAUGCCCAAACUGCGACUCUAACGAUGUUCUUCACCUUGCGCGGUGUCAGAGACCAGGAUUUAGAAAACGUGGCGGCGCCACUGGUAGCAGAUCUACAGCACAAAUUAGUGGACCGAGUCCCUACCUAUAUGAUACCAACUGUAUUCAUUCCGCUGGCAAAACUCCCCAUGACCGCAAGCGGGAAAACAGACCGUCGCAGCCUUCGUGAGAUGGGCGCAUCUGCCGACAAAAACGCGCGUCUUACUAAUAAAUCAUCCCUAGCUACCCAGCUAUUGUCUUUAACAGAAACUGAGCGUAGGCUGCAGAUGCUCUGGGCGUCAGUGCUUCAGCUCAACCCCUACCAGAUUGGCGUCGAUGACAGCUUCUUGGGCCUUGGUGGAGACUCCAUUCAAGCCAUGCGUCUCGUUUCUGCGGCGCGUAAAAGGGGCAUGCUCUUGACAGUGCCAGACAUUUUUCGUCAAUCCAGCCUCCAGGGCCUAUCCAAGUUAGUGGAAUUCAAGAUGCACAGCACCGAAGUCCAGGAAGUACCGCCACCCUUUUCACUGAUCCAAUCGGGCACGGAUGUAGUGGAGGCAUGUCGUAUUGCGGCGGCGGUCUGUUCAGUGAAGGCCGAAGACGUUGAGGAUAUCUUCCCCUGCACCCCCCUUCAGGAAGGCCUGUUGGCUAUGACAGCAUUGAGCGGAGAUAAGUACAUUUCCCACGGACUCGUGGAGCUUCAACCUGGAGUCAACAUAACUGGGCUCCAAGAGGCUUGGGACAAAGUCUCCGUAGUGGCGCCCAUACUACGGACCCGGAUCGUGGACCUGCCAGGCCAAGGUCUAGUGCAGGUAGUGCUACGAGGGGUCAAUGGGUGGGCAGAUAGCGAGUCGAUAGAAGAAUAUCGACUUGGAGCACCGGAGCCUAUGGGACUGGGCACUGAGCUGACGAGGUUCCAUUUAGUGUACGAUGAUGCAGAACAUAAAGUCUUCCUGGCUUGGACUCAACAUCACGCUGUCUAUGAUGGGUGGUCACUUGAUCUCCUCCAAAAUGCCGUCGAACACACGUACCGAGGGGGAGACAUGGAACCUAUGCCAGGGCUCCAGCCGUUCGUCCAAUACCUGCUCCAGUCAGACAAAGAGGCAUGCGAAGCUUUCUGGCGGAAGCAAUUUGACAAACUUGAAGCGCCACAGUAUCCAGUUCUUCCAAGCGCUAUCUAUCAACCGAAAGCCGACAAGGCAAUCAAGCAUGUCAUUAACAAUGUCCAAUGGUGUAAAGGCCAAGUCACACCGUCGACUGUCAUUCGGACAGCCUGGGCGACUGUAAUUUCUAGGCAAUGCUCGUCGCCUGAUACUGUGUUUGGCGCUGUUGUACUUGGUCGCCAAGCCCCAGUACUGAAUAUUGAACGCGUAGCAGGGCCGACAAUCGCUACAGUACCCAUUCGCGUAAUCGUAGAUGAGCAGGUGACCGUGACACAGCUGCUCGAGCGCGUACAGAAUCAAUCAACGGAGAUGAUCCUCCAUGAGCAGACCGGGCUACAGCACAUCCGCCGAAUCAGUGAGGAGACAGAGCGCGGCUGUCGUUUCCAAUCACUAUUGGUCGUCCAACCUGUCAAACAGCUCGAUCGGCCGCUUGAAGUUUUUGUCAGGCCUUUUGAUGAUGAAGAUAACAGUGCUGAAGCUGAGCUAGACGGAGUUGAUGCGUUUAGCACACAUGCAGUUACUAUCAUUUGUCAAAUUGAUGGCACCAAUGUUGGACUCUGCAUGCAUUUUGAUUCGAGUGUCAUUGGCGAGGGCGAAGCUGAAAGACUGCUUCAAUACUUGGAGCACGCUAUUCAUCAGCUCUGCCAACCGGAUUCGGCCGGGUCGCCCAUACGCGAUCUGACUAUGACUACUGACCAAGAUCUUCGCACCAUAUGGUCCUGGAAUGCCAACCCGAUUGAACCCGUAGAGGCGUGUGUUCACCAACUAAUCAGCCAACGCGCACAUGAAGACCCAAGCGCCAUGGCCAUAUGUGCUUGGGACGGCGAGAUGUCUUAUGGCGAACUUGAUGCCCUUUCCACCUCUUUGGCUGUUGAGCUUGUGACCGUUGGGGUCAAACCCGGGGCUAUCGUUCCCCUCUGCUUUGAAAAGUCUAAAUGGGUUCCGGUCGCAGCACUUGCCGUUAUGAAAGCCGGUGGUGCCUCUGUUACCAUGGACUGCACACAGCCCCGGGAACGACUCAAUAACAUCGCCCAGCAAAUUGGAUCUGAUAUCAUCUUAAGCGGCACGUCCACCACCGCCCUAGCUUCAUCAAUUUCUGGGAAGUUACCACUCAUAAUUGAUGAGGAAUCAUUGUCACGGUUUCCAUUGAAUUCUAUGCCCCAUCAGAGAGCGACUGUUUUGCCUCUGGUCAAACCGACUGAACUCUUGUAUAUCGUUUUCACCUCGGGUAGUACCGGGGCUCCGAAAGGUGCUAUGAUUACCCACUCCAACUUUGCGACCGCUUCGCGACAUCAUGGGCCGGCGUUGGGGUUCAGAAAGACAUCUAGAGUGGCCGAUUUCGCAUCGUAUGCUUUUGACGUGUCUUGGGCUAACUUUUUGAACACUAUGAUGGCAGGUGGCUGUCUGUGUAUUCCCUCCGAAGAUGACCGGAAGCACGACUUUGUUGGGUUCAUGUCCAGAUUUCAGGUCAAUUACGCGGACCUGACGCCGUCCGUUGCAGCUGCGUUGGACUUGAACCUAGCGCCACAUCUCAAGACCGUCGUAGUCGGUGGUGAGCUCGUUGAAUUAGACAAGUUUGAGCAUCUGCAAGAUCUAGAGUCCUUGAUCAUUACCUAUGGUCCAGCAGAAUGCACGGUUACCGCAACCGCUAUUGACGUUAGACACCACAAGACUCCGGCUGGCUCUAUUGGUCGGGCUUGUGGCUCUACAACUUGGAUUGUACAUCCGGAAAAACAGGAACUUGUCCCUAUUGGUUCGGUGGGAGAACUUGUCCUCGAAGGCCCGCUCAAUGGCUUAGGCUAUCUCGGCCAACCCGAAAAGACAUCGGCCAGCCUUAUCGAUAACCCUCAUUGGCUCACUCGCGGCGCAAUCAGCGAGCCUGGUCGUCGCGGUCGAGUUUAUCGCACUGGGGAUCUUGUUCGUUACCAUUCAGAUGGGUCAUUGAUAUUUGUCGGCCGUAUUGAUAGCCAGGUCAAGAUUCGUGGACAGCGGGUCGACCUGAGCGAAGUCGAAUUGCAUGUUCGACAAUUGCUGCCGUCCUACCUGUCAAACUCCGUUCUAGCUGAAGUGGUAAGGCCUCAGGGCAUAAAAGCUCCUAUCCUGGUGAUCUUCUACACUAUUCCAGACGAGGAAAAUGUGACAGCAAUCAAGGAGCAGUUCUCUCCGCUUUUGGAUGAUCUUGAGAGAAAACUAGCCAUGCAGUCACAAGUCAUUAUACCACCUGGUGCUUAUAUUCCCAUUCCGCAUAUUCCGAUUUCAGCCACAGGUAAAACUGACAGACGCGCCGUUCGGGAAUACGGUGCUUCCCUGGACCCUGAAACUUUCUCAGCGUUGAGCAUGUAUCGCUGCGGCGAACGCCUUGAGCCCGUCACAGCGGCAGAAAAAAAGCUUCAGCUACUGUGGAGCUCCGUUCUUGGACUCGAUCCAAGUCAAAUAAGCGCAGACGACAGUUUUCUACGUCUGGGAGGCGACUCCAUUGCGGCCAUGAGGCUUGCGUCGACAGCACGACAGAACAACGUUCACGUCACGGUAACUGAGAUUCUCAAGCACCCCCAACUGAAUAGAUUAGCCCAAGUGAUUACUUGGGGAUCCGACCAGCGGUUAGAUAGCCAGCAGGAGCGUACAAUCGAGCCGUUCUCGUUACUGCAUGGCGGUAUGAAUGUUGAUCAUUUCCGAAGGCAGGCUGCCGAACUGUGUUCUAGAGAUGUGGCCGACAUCGAAGAUUUACUACCUUGCACAGCGAUGCAAGAGGGCCUAAUAGCGCUAACGGCAAAACGAUCUGGCGAUUACGUCCAACGCACGCUUCUAGAGCUACAGCCAGACGUUGAUCUGGAUCGAUUUCGAUCAGCAUGGCAGCUAGUCUACAGGGAGACUGCUAUUUUGCGCACCAGGAUUGUUCACUUGGACGGUCACGGUCUCUUCCAAGCCGUGGUUCGUACGCCGCUUAUAUGGAAGCAUAGUUACUCGAUCGACAGCUAUCGUCUUGAUGAGAGGGACGAGGAAUAUCAUCAUAUGUCCAUGAGUCCGGGGACUCCUUUAACUACUUUCGGAAUAAUUGAUGACGCCGAGUCCAAUAAGAGAUAUUUCGCGUGCACGCAGCACCACGCCACCUACGAUGGGUGGUCGUUGCAGUUGCUGUACGAUGCUUUCGAGAAUAUUUAUCAGAAACAGGCAAGGGAUGCCUUUACUUCUUUCCAGGCUUUCAUCAAGCACGUCCUUGACCAAAAUCACGACGAUGAAGCAGCUUAUUGGAAACAACAAUUCGCAGGGCUAGAUGCCCCGCAGUUUCCGGCGAUGCCGAGCAACCACCAGCCUCGGGCAAACGAGGCCCUGAGGCACGAUAUAGGUGGUAUUGAGUGGUCAGGCGAUAACGUCACUCCAUCUUCCGUAGUCCGUGCCGCAUGGGCAACGCUUCUUUCCUGGUACGGUGCCUCACCGGACACAGUUUUUGGGGCGGUCGUGCUUGGGAGACAGGCGCCGGUGCCAGAUAUCGAGAAGCUGGUCGGGCCUACAAUUGCGACGGUGCCGAUUCGGAUCAUUGUGGAUGAUGACUCCACUGUUCAAGAAUUACUGCGACAGACGCAGAAGCAAGCAACAGAAAUGAUCCAAUUUGAGCAAAGCGGCCUUCAGAAGAUUGCUGCCUUCCAUGAUGACACACAGCGUGGCUGUCUUUUUCAGAGUUUACUCGUGGUCCAAGCAGAAGAGACAUCCGACGAUACAGUCUUCCAGAGCACUGUUUUCAAAAAUUACAACGCCAAUACCGAGACUAACGGCGACCUUGAUGCGUUCAGUACAUACGCAAUCAAUCUUACUUGCGAUAUUCAGCGUUCCGGGGUCAUUCUACAAGCCAAAUUUGACUCCGAUGUCCUCAGUGUAUCAGAGGUGCAAAGAAUGUUGCAGCAGUUGGAGCAUAUACUGCGGCAGCUCUGCCAGCCCGAGACUGUAACAUCGCACCUAAGGAUGGGGGAUCUGAGCAUGACCUCAGAGCAGGAUCUGGAGACCAUCUGGAACUGGAAUAUGCAACUUCCUGAUACGGUAUCUGGAUGCGUUCAUCAUGUCUUUGCUGAAAGAGUCUCCGAAAACCCAUCGGCACCGGCCGUAUCCGCCUGGGAUGGUAAGCUAAGCUAUCGCCAGCUGGAUGACUUAUCAACUCGUCUUGCACAUUGUUUAAUCGGCGAGGGAGUCGGCCCGGGAAUCAUCGUACCAAUCUACCUGGAGAAGUCGGUUUGGGUUCCUGUGGCAGUUUUAGCCGUUUUCAAAGCAGGUGGAGCUGCUGUAAUACUUGACGCCACCUUACCGGUAGAGCGCCUGCGAGGACUCGUAGGACAGCUCUCUCCGGUGCUCUUAUUGACUUCUGCUACUCAUUACGGCGAUGCUUCCCGAGUUACCACAGCACCCACAAUAACAGUCAGCGAGUCCACAUUGGAGAAACUGAAACCGUCCGGGGCAGGAGUACAGCUGCCUGACGUCAAACCCAGCUCGCCGCUCUACAUCGUGUUUACUUCUGGCUCCACUGGUCAGCCAAAAGGAGUAGUUGUGACACAUGAAAACUUUUGCAGCGCCAUAAAGCACCAGCAGAUACCUCUAGGGCUAGAACCUACGUCGCGUGUGUUUGAUUUCACGUCAUACGCAUUUGAUGUUGCAUGGUCGAAUAUCCUUCACACCCUUACCAUCGGCGCCUGUCUUUGUAUCCCAUCGGAGGAAGAGCGAAUGACAGAUGUUGCCGGUUCUAUCGCGCGCCUCUGUGUCGACUUUGUUUUUAUCACGCCAACCGUCGCAAAUAUUCUUGAACCUUUAGCCGUGCCUGGGCUAAAGAAGAUUGCCUUCGGAGGCGAGGCGCUGAAGCGGAGCGAUGUGGAGAGGUGGGCAUCCAGACCCGACGUGAUGUGCUAUAAUGUGUACGGACCGGCAGAAUGCACUGUAAUUAGCACAAUUGACACUAUGAGCCCGCUUGAAAAGGCUGAAAUAAGUAUUGGCGAGCCAUACGGCAUCGUGGCAUGGGUCGUGAAGCCCAACGCAAAUGGUCUAGCAGCUGUCGGUACCGCUGGCGAACUGUGGAUCGAAGGACCUAACGUUGGUGAAGGGUACCUCAAUAAUACGGAAAAGACGGCCGAUGUGUUUGUUGAGAACCCGCAAUGGCUACUGCGUGGAGCAGCUGGUUUCCAGGGUCGCCGAGGGCGAUUGUACCGGACGGGCGAUUUGGUCCGGUAUAAUCCUAAUGGGUCCCUUCAUUACUUCGGUCGGCGGGAUACCCAAGUGAAAAUUCGUGGUCAACGCGUUGAGCUCGGAGAAGUUGAGCAUCAUAUCCGACAGCUUCUCCCGGUCGAGUUUCAGCAGAUUGUAUCAGAGGUCAUUACCCCACAGAGUACCAAGAUCCCUGCUUUAGCUGUGUUCUACACUGUUUCGGAGAACUUGGGCCCCGUCGGGCUGGACAGUAGAAAUACUGCCAUACCAGAAACCUUCAGGGAAGAUCUUGGCAAAUUAGUUCCUGCGUACAUGGUCCCGACCGUCUACAUACCUCUAUCCGAGUUUCCCAUGACUGCGAGUGGCAAGACAGACCGACGUGCCCUUCGAGAUCUGGGCAAAAGUUACAGCCCACCCAGCAUCAUGGAGUUGGACGAACAACCUCCGCAAGACUCUGCGCUGACCGAGGAAGAAGCCCAUUUAAGGGAAAUUUGGGCCGGUCUACUCAACCUCGACCGAUUUCUGAUUGCUCCGCGGCACAGCUUUUCAGCACUUGGGGGUGACUCGAUCAAAGUCAUGUCGUUGAGUAUGGCAAUACGCAGGCAGUGGCGGUUGAAUAUACAAGUUCCUAGGCUGCUUGGGCCACAAGACACACUGGGAUCCAUGGCCAAAAUGGUGUCAGACUUGCGAAAAGGACAAGAUGUUGUCAGACCCACGCCUAUGGACUUGGAAACCGAGUUAGCAGCACUGACCAACAAGCUCCGAUCGCCGCUGCGCAUAGCACCAAUUGUGUCGAAAUCCACAGUCCUGCUUACAGGGGCUACGGGUUUCCUUGGAAUCCGCAUCCUCCAGCAUCUUCUUAUAUCGCGGGCCUUCGAGCGAGUGGUGCUGCUGGUUCGUAAAACGAAUAGAGACAGCCCUUGUUUCGACCGGGUACGCGAUGCGGCUGUGGCGGCCGGGUGGUGGGAGGAACGUUUCACAUCGCCUAUUGAAGUUUGGGAAGGCGACCUUUCGGCAGACAGGCUUGGGCUUACUGCUCUACAGUGGUCGUCCCUCUGCGGCGUGCCUACCUCAGAAGGCGUAGUCAACGCCAUCAUUCACAAUGGUGCGGCUGUCCAUUGGAGCACAGACUACGAAAAGCUGAAGGCUGUGAACGUAGUAUCUACGUUGCAGCUACUACAAGCGGCAAUUCAUUCAAAGGCCCUGAAAAGAUUUGUCUACAUCUCGGGCGGCUUGGAUGCUGGCGAUUGGGCAAGCCCGGCCUCUGGCAACGUGGCUAAGCAGGCCACUGGAUACGACAUAUCGAAACACAUCUCGGAGAGACUAGUCACCGCCGCCGCAUCCCAGCAGGGCGAGGAGCGGAGCAGGUUCUCGAUUGUUAAGCCCGGCCUGAUCAUAGGCGACAGCGAAGGCGGCGUGGCUAACCCGGACGACUUCCUGUGGAGGGUGGUUACUACAGCGAUUCAUCUCCGGACGCGGCCGGUUGAAGCCCCUAAAGCGUGGCUGGCUGUUUCCGAUGUCGCCUCCAUCUCGAACAUUGUACUGCAUCAUGCGACGGCCGACGACGUUGACCAUUUUGUCGAGUUAAACCAUGGCUUAUGGGUGGAAGACUUUUGGACGGCAAUAGAAAGCGAAAUCAGACAAGUCUUGCGGCCCGUCUCCUGGGACGAGUGGAUUCAAUUGGCUCAGGAAAGCAUGGCCGUGGAGCGCGAGGCACAUCCUCUUUGGCCUGUGCAACAAUUCCUCGGCGCGUUGGGAGGUGAUGCACCAGAUCACGUUGAAGAGAUGAUCGGAAAUGGCCGGGUGGAAGCAGCGAUCCGGCGAAAUGUUAGGUAUCUACGAGAAAUGGGCCUUGCUGGCUCGGGGGGUGCUGCGUGGCAGCAGGCUGCCUCCACGGUCACUAUGCGAGCUCGGCGAUAAGAAUAACGAUGUACGAUUUAUGUGGGAGGUUUGGAGGUAUUGGAUAUGGAAUAUUGCGGACGACUGCGACAGCCCGUGUCGCGCUUUCUGAGUCGACCAGAGAAAGAAUGCGACUCUAGGUAGAGUCUAGGUCGGGGUCAAACAGUUAAAAUUAUUAAAUCAUUCAACGCCCAAAUGUGCUCACCGGCUAAUCUAGACUAACUAGAGCCUAGAAUGCCACAUAGACUAGCAAUUGCCGGCAAUAUACUGAAACACGAAGCGGG
Molecule: messenger RNA, 10861 nt
Organism: Truncatella angustata
Lineage: Eukaryota; Fungi; Ascomycota; Sordariomycetes; Amphisphaeriales; Sporocadaceae
Exons: 2
Coding region: 147-10598 (3483 amino acids)
Biological process (GO): secondary metabolite biosynthetic process; amino acid activation for nonribosomal peptide biosynthetic process
Cellular component (GO): cytoplasm
Molecular function (GO): phosphopantetheine binding; catalytic activity
Source: RefSeq, a predicted model, not a curated record